AUGUCGCGGCCGCCGCCGCCCGGCGCGCUGCCGCCCCAGCUGUCUGCGGCGGCGGCGGCGGAGGCGCUGCGGCGCCUGGCGCGGUUCCUGGGGCGCGCGCUGCCGCUGUGCCGCGCCCACGCCGUGGAGUUCUACACGCGCGGGCUGUGGGAGCGGCUGGUGGCGCCGCCCCCCGCGGCCGUGCUGCAGGCGCUGGGCGCCGCCGGGCUGGGGCGCCCCCUGGGGGAGGCCUCCGGCGCCGCGCCGGCGCUGUGGGAUGAUGACAUGUUUUCCAACGUGUUUUGUGAAAAGUCUGAGAAGCUUAUCAAUGUACAUCUGUUUGCCCUGGCUGCUAAGUAUUAUUCUUUGUCCAACCUUGGAGUGUGUACCCCAUUAGAAGAUGUAUUUGAAGCGCUGAGAGGAGACAGUCAAGGAACAAGAGGUAUCAAAACUGAUGAAUUCAUGAAUAAUAAGAAGUCACAUGAAGUGCAGGUGAUGUCAGAGCUGGUAGACACCAUAGCGAAUUAUUGUGGUAUAAAGCAGGUGAUUGAUAUAGGUUCUGGAAAAGGCUACCUGAGUUCAUUUUUGUCCAUGCAAUAUAACUUAAAAGUUUAUGGAAUCGACUCCUCAAACUCCAACACUAAAGGUGCUCAUGAAAGGAACAGAAAAUUGAAGAAACACUGGAAAGCAUAUCAGAGUCGAGGAAGAACAAAUCUCGAAAGCCAGAGGUUGGAAAACGCAAAUGACAGACCAGUGGAAAGUGAAAUUAAAUGUAAAGCAAUCAGUGAAAAGCCCUUAAAUAAUGUCAGCAGUUUUCAAAGUCAGGACCAAGUGACUAUCCAAGAUUUAGUGCCUCCUUGUGAUUUCACAGAAAUAUCUACAUCUGAAACCAGCAAGCACAGGGAAGUUGGUUUGGUGGCUCAGACAGAAUCUGAUGAGAGCAAACUUUCUGAAGAGGUUCUUGGUAUUCUAAAUGUUCUGCCUGCUGAUGCUGUAGAAGUUUUUUCUUCAUCUCAGUGUAACUGUGGGGAACUUUCCGAAGAGGAAAAAGCACAAAGAAAAACGGCAUCUCUCAAGGCUAAAGCGAACAAAUCAAGUGAAUCAAACCUGUAUUUUCCAUUGACCUCUUGCAUCACUGCAGAAACAGAACUCAGUGACAUCAUAACAGAUCUGGAGGACUGUAUGAUUGUGGGUCUACAUACAUGUGGUGAUCUUGCUGCAAAUACACUACGAAUUUUUACUGCCAAGCCUGAAAUCAAAGCAGUUUGCAGUGUAGGCUGCUGCUACCAUCUGUUGUCAGAACAGUUUGAAAACCAAGAAGGUUGCCCAGAGGAAGUCUGGGGAUUUCCCAUGUGUCAGUAUUUGAAGGACAAGGGCUGGUGCUGUGGUCGCAAUGCUAGAAUGUCAGCAUGCUUGGCUUUGGAGCGAGUUGCAGUUGGCCAAAUGCUGCCUACAGAAUCAUUGUUUUAUCGAGCUGUUCUUCAGGUUAUUAUAGAAGACAUUUAUGGUGUCACCAAAAGUGAUCGGCAUGUUGGAAAAACUUUCUCCAAAUCAUCCUCCUUCAUAGAUUAUGUCAGAAAGUCUCUGAAAAAGCUGGAACUGGAUGAUUCAAAGUGCAUUGAAUUUGAACUGACCGCUCUGUAAUAAGACAUACAUCUACUAGCCAUCUGACAUGCCAUCUUUCAGAACUUCUCAGCGACACUGAGCAAUAGUUCUGAGGUCACUUUAUUCCCUUCUUGGCUGUCCUAGGAUGAAGUCCGUAAUGCAUACCUGAUUUGAAAACUUUGAAUUUGUGGAAAUGUUCUCUAGUUUGUUUCCUUAUUUUAGGCUGAUAUUUUACUUCUUUGCAAUUGGAUUAGCUAGAUGUUCUCAGAUGACUCUUUUAAUAAAAGUGCGCAAAAAUGUAUUAAACACUCCAGCUUUCCUAGUCUUUUGUCAGUACCCUUACUUUUCUCCUAAGCUGGGGAGUAGCUCUUUCCGUAGCCACAACAGAGUAGCCAUACUGCAGACUCCCAGUACCGAAGAAGUAUAUCGGGCUCUUUCCGCUCCACUCUUUCCAGCAGCCUCCAUCACCAGUGACAUUGCAAACCUACUUCCCACCCCCCUGACAGGUUCCUUAAGUGGCCAGCUCAACUGUCUUCUUUAGCACCCAUGACUGUGGACAGCAGAAAAGCAGAGACACCAUGACCUUUAAAACCUGGAAAAUGUUAUGGUCUGGCUGCCCUGUAGAGAACCUGCUUUGUGAAGAGCAGUUAUGGUCAUAGCUCUAGCUACCUGCCGUGGUGCAGUGGCUGCUAAGGGCAGAAAAAGGAAGGGAUAUUUGGCUUAGUCGAGUUCUUGAGCUGCCUUUGUAUGAAAUUCAGCCCCAAAUGACAGCAUUUGCAGUCAUAGUGGCAGUGCUGGUGAUUGGGAAAAAACGAGGGGAACAGGUAGUAGUUCAAAGUACAUAAAGUUGUAUUUUAAAGAAGAGGAACUUGAGGCACAGAGAAAAAAAGUAUUAUUUCCAGCAUCUGAUAGUAGGCUUUGCAAUGUGAAACACCAUCCAGGAGUCCUGACUGAAGCGUGUUACUCUCACACCAGGAUCCACUCCUCAGCUAUUUAAAUAAAUCCCUUGGAGAUGGGGGUGAGGAGGGGAUAAGAUAUAUGGGAAAGGAAAUGAGAAUGUUAUCUCCACUUUACUGUGCAAUACUCAUUUAAGAAUGGCUAGAGCUUUCUGAAUAAUGAAUGUAUCUCCGUAUUUCAUGUCAGUGCAAAAUGCUGUCUGAAGAACAGUUAUUGUAAAUGAGAACUGAGAAACCGCUGUUAGAAAAUUAUUAUAAACCUUAGGAAAGUGCUAAUUUCAAAAACAAAACACAGAUUUCAUUUUGUACUGUGACUUUCAAUUAGGAAAAAAUAUUUCACUUUAAAGUUCUCUUGAAAAAGUAAGUAGAAUAACUCUGAUAUCUUUUUUUUUAAUC
Messenger RNA from Phalacrocorax carbo (great cormorant), 2936 nucleotides. The record is from RefSeq and is a predicted model, not a curated record. Lineage: Eukaryota; Metazoa; Chordata; Aves; Suliformes; Phalacrocoracidae.